UCACUGAAAGUAUAAAAUACAAAUCUUCAAGAAUUUAUCGCACCUUCAACAAUGGCUUAUCACCACAACCCAUCCUUUUCCUUGUUAUUACUUGUCACUUUAUCAUUAACAAGCAGCUAUGUAAUUCAAGCAGAAGCGCGCCAUCUUCUUGAAGUAACUAUGCCUGAGCUUCCUAAGCCCGAACUGCCACAUCUACCAGAAAUCCCGACUUUACCUAAGCCUGAAUUCCCUGAAAUUCCCAAACCCGAGCUACCAACAUUGCCAAAGGCUGAAUUGCCAGAAAUCCCAAAGCCGGAGUUUCCAACAUUGCCAAAGCCUGAACUUCCAACGAUGCCAAAACUCGAGAUACCCGCCAUUCCUAAGCCUGAAUUGCCAACGUUGCCAAAGCCAGAAAUCCCUCAAGUGCCAAAGAAGCCUUGAGUGUGAGGCAUAUGAGAUUCUCUUUGCCUCACUGAAGUAGCAUUGUUGAAAUGUUACACUUCAUUGUGUCAUAUGAUCAUUAUGUUUUUCUUUGUUGUUCUAUAAUCAUUUGAAGCUUUCCUUUUGGAAAGAUCAUUUAUGUGAUAUUCUGUCCUCAGUUGCACCUUCCUAUUGGAAGAAUUGUUUAUGUGAUUGUUCUGUCGUCAGUUAACUAAUUAAUAUAUUUAUCUCGUGGCAUUAUAUACA
Molecule: messenger RNA, 666 nt
Organism: Nicotiana tabacum (common tobacco)
Lineage: Eukaryota; Viridiplantae; Streptophyta; Magnoliopsida; Solanales; Solanaceae
Source: RefSeq, a predicted model, not a curated record